CGAGAAAGGUGAUCGGCCAUUUCUUGCUAGUUUUCCGAAGCUUGUGCUAACCGCCCUGGUCACUGCGUGCGUCUACCUCAGCAUCCGUCGAUCCUCCAAAUGUCGGUGCUCAGUAGCCCUCCUUGCUGCGGCUUCAGUCGGUCAGAGAUUAUCUGCUCACUUAGAAUAACCUCAGGAUCUCUAUCACCGAAACAUGCGCCACAACAGCUCUCGUCGAGUCGUCGUCUCGUCGUUUCGGCCGCAGGAAAAGGGUCAAAGGCAAAGACGGCGUCGGGUGGAGGCUUCGGGGCGAAGACCAAGGUUGGGGUGAAAGCGGCGACUGCGCCUAAAGUCGACGUGGCUGCUCUUCUGAGGCGCAGUGAGCAGCAGUACCACCAGCUACUAUGCAAUUACCAUCAGCAGUACCAUUCCCAGUCCGACAAUGCAGAAGAUUCCUCCGGAGAUUCCUUUCCGGAAUCUCCGGGCCUUAGGGAGUACGUAAUCUGCGUCAGGCGAAUGCACCAAUCGGGUGGCGACAAGAAGCAGCAGGCGGGUGCCACGUCAGCGGGGCCUGCUGCUGAUGUGGCCCUCUCGGAUUGGCUGCCGGUGGUAGAGCUGGUGCUAGUGUCAGAUGAGGAAGCAGCAACGGCCAUGCCUAAAGUGCUGCCGCACGUGUGCAGGUUGAUAGCAGAGAGUGCAGGCUCCUUCGUCAGCUCAGUGCCGCGUCACCUCUUGGAGUAUUCAUACGAGAGUGCAGAGAGUUUCUACGACGAAGUGGUAACCGCCAUGCUCGGAUCUUCACCCACGUCGUCAACUGGAGGUGACAAUAAAGGGGUGGAGGAGCACUCCUGUCCCUACUCCAUCCUCGGGAUUGCCAAGAGUGCUGCCCCCUCCCAGAUCCGAGCAGCGUACCGCUCCUUAGCAGCCAGGCAUCAUCCAGACAGGCACAACUCGCACGAGGACAAGGCCUCUGCUGAGGCUCAGUUUAUGAAGAUUACGGAGGCUUAUGAUCGGAUCAAGAGGGGUGGCCACGUUUCUGCUGGCACAUCCUCUGCUGGGACUUAUGCUUCCCUGGGAGGGGGCAAGAGGGAGGGGCUAAGCCCAGCGCUACAAGUUCGGCCAAGUCCACCUACUGAACAAUUACCCCCUGGGGUGACUGUUGCUGUUAGAGGGCUGGAGCGUGAGAUAGUUGAGCUUUUCUUGGCACAAGCAACACGAAGAGCACGGUCUGCUGUGGUUGCUGGUGCAAGGUGAACUAACUGUUGUGGACACAAAUAGAUUGGAACUCAUUGUAUGCUUAUUACUUGAUAUACUAGAUAUGGGCGUUGACCGUUGUC
Messenger RNA from Closterium sp. NIES-67, 1316 nucleotides. The record is from the annotation of a GenBank genome assembly. Lineage: Eukaryota; Viridiplantae; Streptophyta; Zygnematophyceae; Desmidiales; Closteriaceae.